Gaeumannomyces tritici R3-111a-1 is the source of this 2039-nucleotide messenger RNA. RefSeq lists its product as hypothetical. The coding region runs from base 304 to 1893 and encodes 529 amino acids. The transcript has 2 exons. The record is from RefSeq and is a predicted model, not a curated record. Lineage: Eukaryota; Fungi; Ascomycota; Sordariomycetes; Magnaporthales; Magnaporthaceae.
GGCUGCCUGGACAUUGGCGUGACUGGGGAUAGCUGGGUGCUUUGGUGAUAAGAUUGCGCGCUAUAGGGACCCACAUGCCAAAGAGCCAGGCCCAUGCGACCCUUGAUCAACACCGGAUUGUAAGAGGCUGAGCCUCCAUCCAUCCCGCCCCGUCGUCGCUGCAUUCACGAAGCUAUCCUUGCUCUCCGUCGCCAGACCAAUUGCUGCGAGCGACAAAAGUCCGAAACGACAAGAACUUGGGCCCACGGAUCAGGCUUACGGGAUCUUAGAGCACCUAAGACCCCCGGUUUCCCGUCUGACCAAAUGGAAUCGUCGCCGUUAGUCAAGGCACAUGAUCAUGCCAGAGCAGCCGCUCUCGCGCAUACCGACUCGACCGUCGCCAUCAGCGAACAUGCGCUCGCCGCCGGCGAGUUCUCCAAUGCGGCCAAGUCGACCACAAGCAGGGAGGCCCUGCGCACCCUAAAACUCCUCGAGGACCACCACAGAAGACUGUCGGAUCUGCUGAAGCUGCCCCUCGACCGCCGCGCGUCAGGUUCCCCUCCCGAAAGUGCCUCACCGGAGCACGGCGAUGCCGCCGAAAAGUCGCCCUCCGCGUCCGCUGCGGCACCGGAUGGCACGGGUGAGAAGGCUGGCGCCGAGGGCCUGGCUUCUCCGCAGUCGUCCAGGGCCCCGACCGGCAUCUCGUCUCAGCACCGCCGAUACCCGCCGUCCCGUGAACUCUCGUCGUCCAUCGCCAGCAAUCUCGCCUCCGCGCGUGGUAUUCGUUCGAAAUAUCGGGGCCAACCGCUUGCGCCCAGCAUAUCCAGCGAGUCGGCGCCCGGCAGCGUUGACGGGGCCGGGAACAAAGACGGAACGCGUUCCAAGAUGCAGAACAUGCUCGACCAGAAGGGGAAGCCGAGCUGGGUCCCCCCGGCGUCGGCCAGCAGCUCACGGGCGGAGAAGCGGGAGUUCGAACAGAAGCCACAGGCUAGUCCUGCAAGCGCGUCGAGUCCCGGAGACGAGGGCUACUCAAGAUUCUACAACACGUUUGGGAGUCUCAUCAACAGACUGUCCGCCCCGCUCGCCUUCGCAGGUCUUCCUCUGAUCGCCGAGGAGUCGGCCCCCGAGACCAACUCCCCCGCCGAGCCGACGCCGGCGCCGAGGAAGCAGCAUAGGACUUCAAAAUCCCCACCAUCCGCGCCAGCCGACCCCGACCUGUCUAGGAUAUACUCCAAAGCAACACUGCGGGCACUUGGCCGCGACGGCCACGGCCCCAAUGACUCUUUCUACUUUGUUCCAGCCACAGGGGGCACAGUUUCGUACGCCAACAUUCUCAGCUUCGACCAGAAGGAAAGGCGUCGCAUUGCAGCAUCUGUCCAUGGCGGGGACGACAGUGACAUGAUCGAUGAUGUCGACGACGACGACUUUGCAGACGCCAGGGAGCUGCAUGCCUCCAUGUCUCCCGGCGUCAAGAAGCGCGUGGGCAGAAAUCAGUCGUCCAAGGACCUGCAGAACGCCGUGGAGGAGCUGUAUCUGGAGAAUAAGGGGUUGAAGGAGAUGUUGGACAAGCUCAGCAAGCGGCUCCACGCGUUCGAGGCCAACGCACAGAACUCCCAUCUGGUCCUACAGUCGAGCAUGCGACUGAUGCGCCCAGGCUCGCCGCUCUCGUCUAGCGGCAGUGGCGGGAAGAAGGAAGCAGCCGACGACGCCUUCGUGCGGAAGAGGAACAAGGAGCUAGAGGACGAGCUUGCGAUGGUGAUGAAAAGCCUGGAUACGCUGGAACAGGACAAUAACAGGCUCAAGAAAAUCAACGGGCAAUACAGGGACAGGUGGGAGGAGCUGAAGACCAAGGCCAAGGCAAAGCGUGCAGGGAAAGGAUCAGGCACUGAAGCGGGUGACCCGUCGACAUUAUGAGAUUUAUCAUAGCUAGAAUGUACGCUUUCUGUGUAAACCCUGUGUGGCGAGGGCAAUCAAUCGUCUGGCUCCAAGCAUCUGGUGCAACGCUACUCGCCCAUGCUAGCAAUCCUUUGAUCCAUAAGCUUCGCCAUCUCGGCCUCCUG